Messenger RNA from Cheilinus undulatus (humphead wrasse), 2204 nucleotides. RefSeq names its product homeobox protein Hox-A13a. Gene Ontology annotation, biological process: regulation of transcription by RNA polymerase II. The record is from RefSeq and is a predicted model, not a curated record. Lineage: Eukaryota; Metazoa; Chordata; Actinopteri; Labriformes; Labridae. The coding region runs from base 82 to 990 and encodes 302 amino acids. Gene Ontology annotation, molecular function: RNA polymerase II cis-regulatory region sequence-specific DNA binding; DNA-binding transcription factor activity, RNA polymerase II-specific. The transcript has 2 exons.
CUCUGGGAACCAGUAUCUCCUUUUUUCAGUCUCUGAGCUUUUUAAAAAAGAGCCAGAAGCUUCAAUGUUGGAUGCCGUGCUAUGACAACGUCACUGCUCCUCCGUCCGCGCUGGGUCGACCCGUCGGUGAUGUUCCUCUACGACAACAGCGGCGGUUCCGAUGAAGUGAGCAAGAACAUGGACGGUUUUGCUGGUGGCAACUUUGCUGCGAGCCAGUGUAGGAAUCUGAUGGCGCACCCCGCGUCCCUGGCACCCAGCACGGCUUACUCGUCCAGCGAAGUGCCCACCUCCGGAAUGGGAGAGCCUGUGAAGCAGUGCAGCCCCUGCUCUGCAGCUCAGAAUUCAUCCAGCGCGUCCCUGCCUUAUGGCUACUUCGGUAGCGGCUAUUACCCGUGCAGAAUGUCGCAUCACAGCAGCAUUAAGUCGUGCGGAGCGCAGCCACCCUCCGCGUAUGGAGAGAAAUACAUGGACACGUCUGCCUCAGGCGACGACUUCACUUCUCGGGCAAAGGAAUUCGCUUUUUAUCCGACCUACCCUUCAGGCCCAUACCAACCUGUUCCAAGCUACCUGGACGUACCCGUGGUGCCAACUAUCAGUGCGUCCUCAGAGGCCAGGCACGAGUCGCUGCUGCCCAUGGAGAGCUACCAGCCGUGGACUCUCGCCGCCAACGGCUGGAACGGACAGGUCUACUGCGCCAAGGAGCAGCCGCAGCCCGGGCACAUGUGGAAGUCCUCCAUACAAGACGCGGUGUCCCACUCAGGGGGAGACUCUGCCUCUUAUCGACGUGGAAGAAAGAAGCGCGUGCCAUACACCAAGGUGCAACUGAAGGAACUCGAGCGCGAGUACGCAGCCAAUAAAUUUAUCACGAAGGACAAACGGAGGAGGAUAUCAGCCCAGACCAACCUGUCCGAGCGGCAGGUCACGAUAUGGUUUCAGAACAGACGCGUAAAAGAGAAGAAAGUUGUAAACAAAUUAAAAACCAUCAGCUAGUUGUUUGAUUCCGGACUCUUAUCUGUGGGAGAUAAACUACUACACAUCCAACACUCCUUCCUUCUCUGACUGAACAUGAUUUAUUUGUAUGGUGCCAAAUGACUUCCCGGAUCUUCUGGAUCAAAACCUGAGGCCUCUGAUGAAAGGUGGACCCUGCCACUUGUUGUUAAAUAUUGUUUCAGGAUUCAAGUGGAAAAAAAGGACAAAAUAUAUCUGAUGUUGACUUUUUUUCUGGCAUGCUCAUUCACAUCACAGGGGGAGAGAAAAUGACCCCAGCUCAGACAUUUUGCGCCACCGAGCUACGCCUUUAUCUGCAUCUUUUUAACGACAGUGAUAAACGAGAAGAUUCACAGGAAGUGACGGAUUUGGACCUUGGAAAUGUUAAAUAUUAAUCUCUCCUGGCUUCCUUAUUUUUUUUUUUUUUUUUUUAAACCUGCUCACGUGCUUUGCUUGUAUGAAGUUUUGUCUAAUCAUAUGAAUCCGUGCUCUUUCAUUCAUAUUCACUCCAUCCAUGGUGCAAUCCUUCUUAUGAUAAUGCUUAGAUAAUCGUUCGGGAUAUGUGUUCAUAUCGAUCAUAGCUUUUAUAAUGUGUGCGUAUUCAUGUGGUUGUAUAUAAAGUAAGUUCCGGCAUGAUAUCAGGAUGUUUGUGUGUGAGUCCAGUAUGUCGGUGUCAAAGUCCGCCCUAAUAAAAGAUGGACCUGGUUGAAUUUUAUCCAAGUUUGUUAAAAUUGAUUUUAAAAUGACAUUUUUGAGGUCACGGAUUUACGCAGUAGAGCCAUUUAUUCUCUAGCACCCAUAGAGUAAAGCCACGUCUAAAUAAAGAGUAUAAAUCCAGAGUAAAGCCUACACACUGCGUAAUCUAUACACUUGAAUUGAAGGUGUGCAUUUCUAAUUAUUUCAUUGUUGCUGCUGUUCCUACACAGAAGGCCUUCCUACUCUCCAUGCGUAAGGGAAACCACACAUGUACAUACCAAUUUUAUUUUGAAAUAGCUUAUGCUGAGAUUUUAUUUUAUUUUAUAUAUAUUUUUUUUUAAUCAACCUCGAAAAAUUGUACUUUAAAUUUCAAUCAAGCGCAGUGUGUAGAAAAGCUCUGUUUAUGCCUGAGAAAUGAAGAAAUAACCCAGUGCAGCGUGCCUGCUCGGAAAUGUAGUCUGACAUCGCCAUCUAGCGGUGACGCUGCGUCAUAACCCAAACUGCCUUAAUGCAAAGCUCUG